This is a messenger RNA of Drosophila subobscura, 993 nucleotides long. RefSeq names its product trypsin II-P29. The transcript has a single exon. The record is from RefSeq and is a predicted model, not a curated record. Gene Ontology annotation, molecular function: serine-type endopeptidase activity. Gene Ontology annotation, biological process: proteolysis. NCBI's taxonomy places the organism in Eukaryota, Metazoa, Arthropoda, Insecta, Diptera, Drosophilidae. Bases 38 to 913 code for a protein of 291 amino acids.
GUAUUUGGGUUACGAAUGGGUCAGUACUCUCAUCAUUAUGCUGCUGAUACGCCUGCUGCUCUUACUCUUCUGGACCACAGGGAGAGCCACCCAGUCUGGCAAACCCAUUCCCCAGUUUAUGGUGGGUGAGGUGCCGGCCAAAGGAGAGCCCUACCAGAUAGUGCGCAUCAUCGAGUACGUGGUGCCGCAUCCCUACGAGCCACCAGUUAAAAAUAGAGUUGCCACAGACGUGGAGGACAGCCUGGAGAUCAUUGCACCCCACAUUGAGGAUCAGUUUGUGACUACAGCCAAGCCAACGGUUUCCACCAAUUUCAUAGUUAAGAUUUACCCGCUGGUGGGAUUAGUCUGCACUGGAGCCCUGAUCUCCCGCCGCCUGGUGCUGACCUCUGCGCAGUGUUUUCCGGCCAAUCGAGCCCCAGUGCCGGAACAGUAUAUGGUGCAGGUAGCCUCGAGUGCAAUGUAUGAGUUGGACACCAUAGUUAUCGGCCCUUCUUCGGAUCUGGACCGCGAUAUGGCUCUGAUGGUGCUGAGGAUAUCCGUCGAGGAACCUGAAGUUCAGCCGGUGGCUCUUUGUGAUGUUCCACCCAAGCGAGGGGACAAUGUCAUCAUGUACAUGUCGAAGCAGCUUCCGCGCUUCCUGCGUACCCAUGUCGUCUCCAAUCGCAUAUGUAAGAAUACUUUCGCCAGCAUAGAUGUCGCCUACAUCACGGAGAACAUGUUCUGUUCCCACAACUCGAACAAGCGUAAGGAUUGUCAGACGACCAUGGGGGAUCCGCUGGUGCACGAGGAGCGGCUCUGCGGCAUCAACAUCUACGGACCACGCUGCGUGGAUGGAGCCAUUAAUGGGGAUCUCUAUGCGAAUGUGUUCAAGGCCGAGGAGCAUCUGCAGAGCAUGAUCGGGCGCUACAAAUAAAACGAGCUUUAAAUAUGGGGAAGCCACAAAUACAUUUUAUUGAGCAUGUUACCGCAGUGCAUUGGGCAGCCCAAAUCAAA